Molecule: messenger RNA, 1208 nt
Organism: Plutella xylostella (diamondback moth)
Lineage: Eukaryota; Metazoa; Arthropoda; Insecta; Lepidoptera; Plutellidae
Product: Surfeit locus protein 6
Biological process (GO): ribosomal small subunit biogenesis; ribosomal large subunit biogenesis
Cellular component (GO): nucleolus
Molecular function (GO): RNA binding; DNA binding
Source: RefSeq, a predicted model, not a curated record
GUUGAAUUUUUGAGGUUAGGUAGUUUAUUUGCUCAGUGGUUAGGUUACUGAAUCAACUGGAUUGAAUGUCCAUGUUGAUAUUAUUAUAGAUUCUAUUCUAUUUAAAAUAUAUUCUACUACUUCAGUUAAUGAGUCUAGAUAGUUUAAUAUUUAAUUGAGUAAAGUAAUAGUGGAUUAACGUAGUUCCAGUGUUUUUGAUAAUUGUACAAUUCCCAAAGGAAUCACAUUUUUAUUCAACGUGUGUUAUUUUAGCCUUUACGAUAUUAUUAAAUGGGGGUUAUAAUGACUGAACAAAAAAAGAAGCCACUCAAAAUCAAUACAAUAAAAGCAAAGUUAACGGAAGAGUUCAACUUCUUGAAAAAUGUAUUUUCCGUUUUGACUAUACCAUCUCAGGCCAAAGAUGAUGAUGACAAUUUGGGCUAUGAAAUGGUGAAAGGCAAAAAUGAAAAUGAAGAAAGUAAUCUUCCAAAAAGAGCUCGUACCAUAACAGAGCUUGAGGAAAGAUUGGAAAAACUUAAAUCUAAGAGCAAUUUCAACUUAAAAACAAAAUUAAUGAAGAAAAGCUUAACCAGUAAACUGAACAAGAAAAUAAAGAAGAAGGAAAGAUUAAACAAAACUCAUGUGAAGCCGGUAGUGGACGGCCCACUGCUCAGCACAGAGAAGAAGGAAGUUAAGGAAAAGGUGGCACCUAAUGUUGCCAAGCCUGUGUUCAAUAAUGAUGGAAAAUUGGUGUUUUCUAAGUUUGAUUUUGCCAACAUUGGAAAGAAAGAUAAAACAAGCAAAGUUGAAAAGGAUCCCAAAAAAAUAUUAGAAAACAUGGAAAAGCAGAAGGAAAAGUUCAGACAGUUAGAAGAAAAUGAAGACACAGCUAAAGUGCAAGAAAUAAAGGAAAAAAUGGCUUGGAAAAGUAUUCUUCAGAAAGCAGAAGGUCAAAAAGUUAAAGAUGAUCCUAUACUUCUCAAGAAAUCAAUAAAGAAAAUGGACCAGAAGAAGAAACACAGUAAAAAGGCUUGGGAUACGAGAAUAAGCAAUGUAGAACAGAAGAAACAGGACAGACAGAAGAAGAGACAAGAGAACAUAUCAAAGAAGAAGAAAGAAAAGAAAUCGAAGGUCCACAAAGCUGCAGCCAAGAGAGGAAGAGUGGUUAUAUAGUUUUAAUGUGUCUUUUACCACUUAUUAUUUACGCUAAAAUAAACUUUGACGAACUU